AUGGCAGACCCCGCGCAAUCGCAUGGGCGCGGACCCCAGAACUUCCCCUCGUCAAAUGUUCGCAGUCCGCUUUCCGCAGGCACCGGUAGUAGCGGAACUCCAAUCUCCUUCCAAACGAACGUGAAUCGCUCCAAAACGAAACGCUGGGUGGAAGCAAAACAGUAUUCCUACGAUGGAGGUGACUGGGGUGAUGAUGACGAUGAUGACGAUGAUGAAGAGGAGGAGCCUGCCGCCGUACCUCGGCCUUUCUAUGCCACCCAUCAUACGGGCAGUUCCUCCGAGUUGGUCUCGAGGCGUUUGUCUGCCCUUCCAUUUGGUGCCGAUGAGCAGGUUUCGGUCAAUAAGGGACGGAGUGUUAGUGGGGGAGAUCAGAAGCCUCUUGCCUUUGUGAGGCCAGCCGAUCUCUACAAACGCAUGCGCGAGGAAAAAGCAACACAUCAGUCUCCUAUCGCAGAUCCCAAAGAUCUUAAGCCUGACGGAGCUGGGACCCCAUCUCAGACAGAUCAACAAACCCCCUCCAUGGGUCUACCGGAAGUUGAGCGCAUGUCUAGCUUUGGAGCCGACUUCUUGGAUGGUGCAGACCCCAACAUCCCUAAGGAGACCUCUGCUCCCCAGGAUGCUUCUUUGCAUCACAAACCCUCGGCAGGAUUCAGAUCGGUAGUUCAUCAGGCUUUCGACGUUCCAGAAACUCCGCAAUCCACCACUACCAGUGUUGCGCGGUCGAAUAGCGACGGCACUUCGACGAUCAGCCCUAUCAUGGGUGGUCGCAGUAUGACUGAUGAAAGAACACCCACCAUUUUCGAAGAACCUAAUGAGUCGAGUCCGAAGGUAGGUGCGACUGCUGGGCCAAUGUUUAACCCAGGGCAUCGUCGCGACCUGAGCCUUCCAAAUUCGGACAACAGUCCGUCAAGGAAACCACAAGUUACAGACCAGGAUACCCCACCAGCGGAUUGCGCAGAACUGUCCUCCAUUCCCCCUCAGAAUCUCUUCCCAGAGUCGCCUGACGCAGGGAUCUCUCCUCAGAACUCAUCGAUGCAAUCAUACUCGAGCAGUGGGCAGGAUCUGCCUGCCCCUCUCAAAUUCGGAAGCACUUUAGGCCCUGACGGCUUCCCUGGCGAAAUCCCUACCAUCAGGGGGCCCGAGGAGUCGCCACAGCAUGCCGAUAAUGACCGUCUGAGGGAAGAAAUCAUUCGAUCGUUAAGCCGUGAAGCCACCCCUGCGGAGAACCCGGAGCAGAGUCAUCAACCCCAGUCACAGGCACCCACCGAGUCCAUCCCGCAUCAGUUUGAGAAAUAUUGGGAUGGUCAGACCGGACCUGGUCCGAAUGAACAACCUAAGGCUCUGGUCUCGGAGAGCCACCCAGACUGGUCCAGCCCGCAUCCUUUGGCGCCCAAGGAUCCUUAUUCGAAUAGUCCUAGUCUAACUGGGGACUCUUCUUCUAACAUCGUUGAUCAGCCAAAAAAGCCCAAGUUAGAAAGAAGGUUCUCUUGGGAGUCCUCUGACGAAGAAGAGCCAGCACCUCAAAAGCCUGGCAGCUAUGCAUCGCCCCUUCCUUUGGACGCAUCAUUAUCUAUGCAGGAGCCUGAGCCUAUCACUGAGGAGAUUGUCCCGUUGCCUUCGGAGGCAUUGCCUGAAUCAAUUACUUCUGAUAAUGAAGGUUCCGACACCCAGAAUGCCGUUCGAAAGCCUCGACUCUCGAUUGUUCCACCUCUUCCGGAAAAUAACACACCACCGGAACAAAUCAUGGGCCCAGGUACUGUCUCGCCAAAGCAACCUAAAGCCCCUCCUCACGUUGAACCCAUAUCCCUCGAUGAGUCUCAACUUCUGGGCUUCCGUGAUAUCCUCGGUAUCACGUCUGUCAACCAGAGGAUCAAGUCUUUCGAACAUACCCGCGAUCAGUUUGCUACUCUUGACACUGGACUGAAUAAUUGGCUGCAGUUCGUAGUUCAUGAGCACCCCGAACAUGCUGGCGUAGUUCAGCAGAGCCAGAGUCUUUCUCCCACUGUGCCAUCAUCACCUACCAGAAGCAGAUUCCCCAAGUUGGGAUCUCUUGGGAACCUCGGUUCUUCGAAUGACGGUACUCCAGCCGGCGCCAGUCAUGUGAGGCGACCGUCGACCCAUCUGGCCACUGUGAUGAACAGGGAGAAGGUCGGAGAGAAAGGAAAGGAGUUCCUUCACACUGCUGGAGCGUUUAGUGGCAAGGCGAGCGGAGCAGCCAAGGGGCUGUUUGCCAAGGGCAGAAGCAAGUUCCGUGCUAGUGGAGACAAGGGUCAAUCAGCUCCGAGUGCUUCUAGUGCUCCUCGCCACAGCAUACAGUUCUCUAUCCCAUCAGGAGCCGCUGGUAUGUCUGGUAACUCUUCUUCUAUGCGGAACUCGGUCAACUUGGGAAGCCUGCCUAUAUUCAAAUCCGGGCGAGCUGAAGCAAGUUCUGACCCUGAUCCUACGGGGGCCAGUCUCCGUCUAGAUGGCGCACGUGAAAACAAUCCCCAGAAUCGUAUCAAUGGAGUCAGCUCGAGGGAUUUCCUAUCGCGCAAGCGGGUUGGUGAAACUGGUGUACAACCGAAGGAGUUGCCAUCCCCUCCGGCUGUACCUCCUAAAACCCAAGUCGCCAGAAGCCCUGGAUUAGCUGGAGAUUUAGCGCAGGAAAUGAUAGCUGCGCUUGGUCUCUCACCUACAGAUCCUCGUCCUCAGAGGUCGGCAAGUACUCCCAUGAAGCUGAAUGGACCUGGUCAAGUCAAUGGUGGUAAAAGACAAUUCGCAGAGUCCUCAGAACAAUCGGGUGAACACACGACUGGCGAUCAACCUGCUUCGAAGCUGCCAGCGAGAAAAUCUUUAGUCGCAGAAAAGAGUUUGCCCGUCGUUCGUCAUGAGCCUUUUGAUGUCCCUUUGCCGAUACUGAACAGCCAAAGGCAUCAGCCAAGCAAGAAUAUACCGGAAAUUAUUACUCCGUCAAUCCGCCCGGUGUUAGAUGAAAGCACCAAGCCUCCUUCGCCUCCCCCGAAAGAUAAUAAUGGGCUUGCACCCGAUGAAGGUCAUAACCGCCAGCCUUCGGUCUCAACACUUGGAGCUGACGAGCAAACUGGACUUGGAUUUGAUGAUGACGCGGACAGGGAACCCCCUUCUCCUUUACAAGAGACCAUAAACGAGGUUGCAUCUGACAUUGAGCACACCGAGCACAAAAGCAAGGCUGAGCGUCCGAUGAAUGACAACCAUGCUCUGAGUGCCGACCCUUCCAGUGGCUCUCUUCCAUCUGUCCAACAGAAGAGAAAGUCUUUCAUGCCUUUCUAUCCGUCAGAAUCCCCGAGUUCUGCCGAGGUUCUCGAGUCAAAAAGGAGAUCAAUUAGUGGGCUGCCUCCGUCCGCUCCAAAUUUGCAUAGUCCCUUGAGGAACGAAGUCAGAAACGUACCAGGGACCCGAAGCAGUAUGCUUAGCUUUGGUAGCUUCAGCAAACACAGCAGUAAUAAGGGAUCUCGCCCGGUCACGCCUGCUAACGGUCUAUCGCAAGCUUCAGAAUCCGAGUCCCCAGCGCAAAUCGAGAAGUCUACCAUCAGAAAGAUCAAGAACUUUGGGAAACAACGACGGGCCUCAGUGGGGGAUCUAUUCUCCAAAGUUCAAGUGCAAGGAUCUCAGGAAGCACCUGCAAGGCAGCGGAAACGGUCGUUCAGCAGGUUUAGUAUACUAUUUGGCCGGCAAGACUCUCAGGAUCGCGAGAACAACUCGCCCGACCACACGAGGCCUACCUCAGAACCGCUGAACAGGACGCUGGCAACACCCCCAGCAACAGAUGGAAAUAGUACGAAAGCCAUUACCGCUGCACAAGUUGAACUACCAGCCCUUGACCAUCCGUUUGAACAACAGCCUUGGCCAAUUAGGCUUCCAGAGCCAACUGCACCUCCAUCACUGACACCGAGCUAUACAAGGAGUUCAUCGGCUCAUAUCCCUCAACAUGCUAGCAUAUCACAUCCGCCUAGUUCGUCCUUCAAUCACAUGGCGAUGGGAGGUCGGUUUUACUCGCAAUUUAGGUCCCCAUCUAUGAAUGAAACACCCACUGGGUCCCAUUACGGUGGUGCACUCAGUCUGCCUCUCCCAGGUCAUUCUCGAACACCAUCUCCUAUGUCAGUACACGAGAAUCGAGUUCCACAGCCACUAUCACCACUACAGGAAUUACAAGAUCAACAGAUACAUCAGUUACGGGAAGAUGAGCAGCAUAAGCAAGAAACCAAGCAAACCGAACUUCAAGAUCCGCAACUAGGUACGCUGAGCGAGAAUCAAGAACAGGAGGAGCAUGAAGAACUCAACGAUCGCGUUCUUGGAGAACACCUCCGACACGAGCUACCCGGGGAGCCAACCGAUACUCAAAAGAAUGAGCACGAUUAUGCUCAAGACCGAUACGAGGUGCCAGGUAGCAAAUCUCAACAAAGUCUCUCUCCCCAGCCCAACGUCGGAUCUCGAACGCCAGCGUCACCGGCCUCGGCUACCUCAUCUUCUGAGAACCAUACAAAUGCCAUUGCCGACUCCAAUAGCUCGGUGGUGUCCUCGCAUCCUCACCGCAGUGAAUCUAAGGCCUGUGUCGUCCACGACCCGCCCCGGCCGGCGGAACUUGCCAUCACCGCGGACAACUCCAGCGAGGAGAUUAUCAUGUCCCCCACAUCCUAUCCAGGACAGGAGUGGACGCCGAUCUGCUAUUAG
Penicillium paradoxum is the source of this 4689-nucleotide messenger RNA. RefSeq lists its product as uncharacterized. The coding region runs from base 1 to 4689 and encodes 1562 amino acids. Lineage: Eukaryota; Fungi; Ascomycota; Eurotiomycetes; Eurotiales; Aspergillaceae. The record is from RefSeq and is a predicted model, not a curated record. The transcript has 4 exons.